CUAAGCACUACGGCUACUACAGUCACCACAAUGGCAGCAUCCAAAAACGAUAGUGGGUCCAAUGGGGAACAUCACCAUGACCAUGAACACGAACACGAACACGAACACGAACACGACCACAGUACUAAUGGAACUUUUAUAUCACCUGUACCACUUAAGAAGAAGAAGACUAUUAAAGAUUUAACGGUAGGAACAGGAACUCCCUUACAAACUAGGGCAGCUUCUCCAUUAAUUUUAAGAGCUCCUAUAGAUAGUGAUGGAUUAUCUUGGCCAUCAAUAGGAGCCAGAAAUCGAAUUGAUCAAAGUCCCGAAGAAGCUAAUGGACGAGAAGUUCGAAUUGCUAAUGCAGUUAAAACUAUUUUAAAAGAAUUAGGUGAAGAUACUGAUAGAGAAGGUUUAUUAGAAACUCCUGAAAGGUAUGCAAGAGCCAUGUUAUUCUUCACUAAAGGUUAUGAAGAUAAUAUUCGAGAUGUAAUUAAAAAGGCCGUAUUUGAAGAAGAUCAUGAUGAAAUGGUUAUUGUUCGUGAUAUUGAAAUUUAUUCAUUAUGUGAACAUCAUUUAGUUCCAUUUUUUGGUAAAGCUCAUAUUGCUUAUAUACCUAAUAAAAGAGUAUUAGGUUUAAGUAAAUUAGCAAGAUUAGCAGAAAUGUAUGCUAGAAGAUUUCAAGUUCAAGAAAGAUUAACUAAACAAAUUGCUAUGGCUCUUAGUGAAAUUUUAAGACCAAGAGGUGUAGCAGUAGUAAUUGAAGCAACCCAUAUGUGUAUGGUAAGUAGAGGAGUUCAAAAAACUGGAUCUUCAACUACAACAAGUUGUAUGCUUGGAUGUUUCCGUGAACAACAAAAGACUAGAGAAGAAUUCUUAACUCUUUUAGGUAGAAAAUAGUCUACUCGGAAUGAUUUCAACAUUAUCUUCCAUAUUCUUCCCUUUACUUCUCUUUUUUUAACCCUUUACCCUUUUACCUUUUAUAUAACGACGUUAUGAUAUUCAACCCUCAUACCAUUAAAUGUUUAGAAAUAUAUACUUAACUAUGUACA
Scheffersomyces amazonensis is the source of this 1034-nucleotide messenger RNA. Its product is annotated as GTP cyclohydrolase I. Gene Ontology annotation, cellular component: cytoplasm. The record is from RefSeq and is a predicted model, not a curated record. The coding region runs from base 31 to 882 and encodes 283 amino acids. Lineage: Eukaryota; Fungi; Ascomycota; Pichiomycetes; Serinales; Debaryomycetaceae. Gene Ontology annotation, molecular function: GTP cyclohydrolase I activity; zinc ion binding; GTP binding. The transcript has a single exon. Gene Ontology annotation, biological process: tetrahydrofolate biosynthetic process; tetrahydrobiopterin biosynthetic process.